This is a messenger RNA of Thecamonas trahens ATCC 50062, 2661 nucleotides long. RefSeq lists its product as uncharacterized. The record is from RefSeq and is a predicted model, not a curated record. Lineage: Eukaryota; Apusomonadida; Apusomonadidae. Gene Ontology annotation, biological process: intracellular sterol transport. Gene Ontology annotation, molecular function: sterol binding; sterol transfer activity. The transcript has 2 exons. The coding region runs from base 9 to 2639 and encodes 876 amino acids. Gene Ontology annotation, cellular component: plasma membrane; endoplasmic reticulum membrane; endoplasmic reticulum-plasma membrane contact site.
UUGCCAUCAUGUCCGGCUCUGCGGGGACGAGUGGACGCAGCAGCCGCGAGCCGAGCAAGGCCAAGGCCAAGGCCAAGGCCAAGGCCAAGGACAAGGCCAAGGCCAAGGCCAAGAGCAAGGCCAAGGCCAGAGGUCGCGAGGCCGAGUUCCGUGAGCAGUUUAACCUCCCCACCUCGGAGCAGCUCAUUCAGGACUACACGUGUGCGUUUCAGCGGGAUGUGCUUGUGCAUGGGCGGAUGUACGUGUCGCAGAACUAUGUCUCGUUCUGUGCCACGGUCUUUGGUUGGGUCACGCUCGUCAUUAUUCCGUUUGCAGAGAUUGUGGCCAUCGAGAAGCGCAAUGCUGCUCUGGUCUUCCCCAAUGCCAUCGCCAUUCGCACAAGGAGAAAGGACAAGUACUUUUUCGCUUCGUUUAUCGUCCGCGACUCCGCCUUUCGUACCCUCACCUUUCUGUGGAAGAACGCCACGUCGGACGAGCCCAUUCCGGUGGAGACCAUGCUCUCCAUGUCAAAGUCGCAGAUUGACGACUACAUUCUUCGUGAGAGCCAGGCCGAGGCCAACGGCGAGCGUGCUCGCCGAUCGUCGGCCGCGCCGUUUGCGCUCAGCUCUUCGAUCCCGAACAUCCAGUUUGGGCUGCAGGAGUUCAAGGCGCCGACGCCUGGCGGCUCGGCUGCGCCGUCGAUCGACGGCUCGUCUGACGACGGUGGUGUCUCGGGCGGCUCGGCGCUGACGGCUGACGACGGAUCGAGCGAGUACGAGUACGAAUACGUCGAGGUGGCCGACGAUGGUGGCUCGGCGUCGGGCGGCGACGGGUCGUCACGUGCCGCGAGCGGGAGCGGCUCCGACACGGGCAACGAGCUCCACCCCCGGGCCGAGGCAGGGGCACCGUCGGGGCCUGUUGCGGCGGCGGACGCCGGGCCGCGACGCGCGUCCAGCCUCCCGGCAGGCGCCGGGCCGCGCAUGGCAGUGUCGAUGCCACGCAUCGCGCUGGAGAACGCGGCGCGGCAAGCUGCCGGUGAGGUUGCUGGCGGUGUAGGCGGCGGCAUUGGCGAGGGGCGGACCGAGUCGGAGCUCUCGGGCAUCGACUCGACCAUGGGCAGCGAGUCGGGCGCGAGCUCGGCAGCGACGCGUCCAGCAACGCCAGACAUCACGCUCACUCUCGCAAGCGACCGGACCGGCACGGGCAGCGACGGCGGAGCGGCCGCGGGCGUCAGCAGCGGCGGCUCAGCAGGGGCACCCGAACCUGCUACCAGCACCGUGACGCCCCGCAAGCCUGGAUGGGACGAGUUCCCGCUGUCCAAUGCCUCGCUCCUCGGCUGCGGGUGUGCUCCGGACGACCACCACGAGCACGACCACGUGAAGGAUGUGGAGCUGGCGGUGACGGUGGAGGGGCUGUGGGAGCUCAUAUUCGGCGACAGCUCGAGCUUUCAGCAAGAGCUCUUUGACGAGAUUGGAAACACGGACCUGGCGUUUGAGGGUCCAUGGGCGCCGAGCGCAGCGGAGGGCGGGCGGCCGAGCCGUGUGCAAAGCUUCAAGCAGACGGUCAAGUCACCGCUGGGGACUAAGACGGCGUCUGUGACCGAGACUCAGGUCCAGGUGCGAUGCAACGCAGCACGCGCGGUGAUGGAUGGGGUGACGAUUUCGGCCAACGUGCCGUACGCCGACCACUUUGUCAUCCACAACCGGUACUGCUUCACGGCGCUGUCGGCGACGACGACACGGGUCAAUGUCUCAUCGGAGAUCGAGUGGAAAAAGUCGACGUGGCUCAAGUCGACGAUCGAAAAGGCGGCGACGGCGCGGACCAAGGAGUACAUGCUGACAUGGCUCGAGUUUCUCAAGCGCAAGGUGGCGGAGCGGAACGCGGCACGGCUCAAGCCAGCGAGUGGGGCGGCAAGCGCAGCGAAUGGAAGCGGGAGUGGAGGCAAGAAGCGGGUCAAGUCGAUGCGUCCGCGGAGCGCGCGGCGGGCGGUCUCGGUUGUCCGGCGGGCACGCAACCGCAAGUCUGGUGGCGCAUCGCGGCGGAGCUCGCCGGCAGGUGAGGGAGGCAAGACCCUGAGGCCUUUGACAAGCGACGGCGCGGCUUCGCUCUUCUCGUCACCUGCGGGCGUUGCCGUUCUCGGUGCGCUGGUCUGUGUCGUCCUCGGCCUCGGGCUCAUGUUGUGGACAGUGUCUGGUCGGCUGGCGAGCCUGCAGGCGUCUGUGGAGCAGUGGCAGGUGGCAAGCUUGUUUGAUGACGACGCGGGCCGGCACCAAGUGCCGGAGCGGUCGACGUGGUAUGUAGACGAGCACCGGGCGCUCGAGACACAGUUUUCCGAGUGGCAAGACCAACUGGCGGCCAUGCAAGUGACGCUGGUAGCGACGCAGCGGGCGUUGCGGGAGCUAUCGGCCGAGGUGGCGGCCUCGCAGAAGCGCAACAUGCUCCUCGACGUCCAGGUCGGGUGCGUGCAGGAGGCGCUGAGCUCGGGGCGCGACGUGGCGGCCACCUGCUUUGCUGGCGGGCCGAGGGUGGCGAGUGCUGAGAGCACGGCCGCGGCCUCGGUGGGCGGCACGUCGUGGUUCAGCUGGGCGGGAGUGAUGGUGGGACUGGUCGCCGCCGCCGGAGUGGUGGCGAUGGUGCUGCGGUCGAUGGAGGUGGUGUGAGGUAAAGCGGUUCACGCGAGGC